Molecule: messenger RNA, 1306 nt
Organism: Psylliodes chrysocephalus
Lineage: Eukaryota; Metazoa; Arthropoda; Insecta; Coleoptera; Chrysomelidae
Source: the annotation of a GenBank genome assembly
CAGACGACGACAGACGUUCACGUUUUACGUUUUUUGAAUUUAUUUUUAAUUCAACAAGAAAUAAAAAGAAGGAAAGAAAUUUGUUUAAAGUAACUUAGGAUACGGUUUUUAUAGAUAUAUGAAAUGCCUGACGAAAAAGUACUAUUGCAAUGCUAUAAUCGUGGCUGUGGCGAAAAAUACGACCCGGAAAAGAAUAAAGAAGAUUCCUGCAGGCACCACCCUGGCUUACCAGUUUUUCAUGAUGCUUACAAAGGAUGGGGAUGUUGCAAUAAAAAAUGUACUGAUUUUACAGAAUUCCUUAAUAUUCAAGGAUGCACACUAUCCAAACACUCUAAUAUAAAACCAGCUGAACCUGAAAAACAAGUACUUAAAGAAGAUUUAUUGGAGGAAGUUGUUGAAAUUAAACCAAUUAUAGCUACUACACUUGUACGGCCGCCAUUUGAUACUCCUUUAAUAACAGUAAAACCCAAUAUUGCAUCUUCCCUUCAACAACAAAUGAACUCUACACAACCAAAACAGGAAAUACAAAUUGCUGAUGAUGAUGGAGAAAUAGCUAUAGGGACAACCUGCAAAAAUGGAGGUUGUGGAAUAAACUAUCAAGGCAUUGAAACGAAUUCUACCAUUUGCACAUACCAUCCAGGGUGUCCCAUAUUCCAUGAAGGCUUGAAGUACUGGUCAUGCUGUCAGAAAAAGACAACAGAUUUCAAUUCGUUUUUGAGUCAAGUUGGAUGCGAGACUGGGGCUCAUGUGUGGAAAAAAGACGUAGAUGAGAAAACUGUCCAUUGUAGAUGGGACUUUCACCAAACUGGAUCGCAUGUGGUAGUUUCAAUAUAUGCAAAAAAUUACUGUCCCAAGGAAAGUGUAGUAAGAUUAAGUCCCGUUAGGCUGCAAGCCAAAUUAAUCUUUCCUCAACAUUCAAAUUCGUUUCUUCUUGAUGUUGAAUUAAAAGGAGUUGUAGAUGUUGAUGCGUCGCAAAUAACUAUGUACGGGACAAAAGUGGAAAUUAAAAUGAAAAAGGCUGAACCUGGAAGCUGGUCCAAACUGGGUACGCCGGUUGAAACACAAAGGCCACAGAAAACACCAAUGGACCAAAUCACACCUGCUGUUGAAGCUGUUAAUCUAGACGAUUUAUAAAACCAAUGUUUUUUUGCAUUGGAACCAACCAGUAAAUAACUUUUCAUCUCAUGUUGUGUGGAUUUCUUUUAUACAUUGAUUGAUUUUUUAAUGGAGUGUUAAAAUUUUUAUACAAGUCUUUUUUUAUUUAUUUUUUAUGCAGAUUAUAAAUCGACGAAUGAUCUUUUUUAUA